Molecule: messenger RNA, 825 nt
Organism: Trichoderma atroviride IMI 206040
Lineage: Eukaryota; Fungi; Ascomycota; Sordariomycetes; Hypocreales; Hypocreaceae
Source: RefSeq, a predicted model, not a curated record
AUGACCGCUUAUAAAAACGUCGCAAUCGCUGGCAGCACAGGCAUUUUGGGACCCUCAGUAGUCGAGGCCUUCCAAAAGUCCCGACACUUCAACAUCACAUUACUUGCAAGGGCAAAUACCAUUGAUGCCGUCAGGGCCCAAUUCCCCAGUGUUAAAGUCGCACAAAUCGACUACGAUUCUCCCGAAUCCCUCACCAAGGCCCUUCAAAACCAAGAUGCUGUCGUGUCGGCGCUGAACCACGAGCUUCAUAAGCCGCAAAUCGCUCUCAUUGACGCGGCGAUCAAAGCUGGCGUGAAACGAUUUAUUCCUUCCGAGUACGGAGCUGACGCGAGUAUUCAAGAAGUUCGCAAUGUUCCGUACCUCCGAGGCAAAGGAAUCGUUCAAGACUACCUCACCAAGUCCGGCUUGUCGUAUACAUUCCUAUAUACUGGGCCAUUCCUCGAAUGGGCAAUAUUAAAGGGCUUUUUCUUGAACCCUGACAACGCUGACGCUCACGUAUGGAAUGGAGGAGACAUCCCCAUCGGCACAACGCUGUUAUCAGAUGUCGGUUUAGCAAUUGUCAACACCUUGCUGAAGCCUUCUGAAACCGAAAACCGCCAUCUAUACGUCGCUUCUCACGUUACAACGCAAAAUGAGAUUCUGGCCGCUGCCGAUAAAGCAGGCCGAUCGGGCGAGCCUGGAUUUAUUCGCGACUUUCUCUCCGCCUGCCUAUAUAAAUUUCAUCGGAAGUAUAAAAUUGAUGACCAGAGAGACAAUGAUUUGCUUGGGGUUAAGACGUUAAGCGAAGAGGAAUUUAAGCAAGUUGUUGCAAAGGCUCUAAAUUGA